AUGCCCCGAAUACGCAAGAAGACGACCAAGCGAGGAACGACCAACCAGCGCGAAAAGAUCAAGCACAAGGCCGCGGAGACACGGAAGAAAAACAAGAAGGCGGCCAAGAAGGACACGCAGUGGAAGAGCAAACAGGCCAAGGACCCGGGUAUCCCCAACAACUUCCCGUACAAGGACCAGAUCCUCGCAGAGGUCGCCGAGGAGCGUAGACGAGCCGCCGAGGAGAAGGAGCGCAGGAAGGAGGAGAGGAGGGCUGCGAAGGCACAGGGUGCCGCUCAGGCGGAGAGCUCGGACGCGGAGGGCUCGGAGACGGCGUUCGACGGCGUCGGGUCCGUCGAUGCGGCGCUGCAGCGCAAGGCGGGAAAGCCCAGAGCGGACGCCGGGGCCGCGGCUGACGUCGAAGAGGAGCAGGUGCCCGUGCUGCUGAACCGGGACCUGCCCACCUUGGGCGCGGUCCUGGAGCUCGCGGACGUCGUGGUGCAGGUGCUGGACGCCCGAGACCCCCUCAGCUACCGCAGCUCGCACAUUGAGGAAGCGAUGGGGGACAAGACCGUGCUGUAUGUCCUGAACAAGAUCGAGGCGUGUCCGCGCGAAGCGAUCUCGUCGUGGGCCGCGACGCUGCGUAGUCGGCAUCCGACUGUUAUUUUCCGCUCGGCGUCUGCGUUUUUGUCAACCACACCGGAGCCUACUGCUAAGGGUAAGGGCAAGGCUCGAGCCGACGACGCAUGGGGUGUCGACGCGGUUCUGGCUUUCCUCAGUCAGGCUGCGAAAAAGAAGGGGGGCGACGAUCCUCUGGUCGUCGCAGUGGUCGGAGUGACAAACACCGGCAAGAGCUCAUUCAUCAACUCCCUCCUGGGAAAGGCCGCGUUGCCGACGUACAACCCAUCGUCGACGGGAACUGACAGCCCGACCACCACCACACAUGCUCAAGAAGUCACGUUGGCCAUUGAGGGGACACAAGUCCGCUUAAUCGACACGCCCGGACUCGCAUGGCAGGCACCCGCAGGGCACUCCGCAGAAGAGUCGGAACGUCUCCGCGCACAGGACAUCCUGCUGAGGAGCAGAGGACGGAUGGAGCGGCUGAAGGACCCAGCCCCAGUCGUGUCCGAACUCGUCGCGCGCGCAACGCGGGAGGACCUCAUGCUGUUCUACAACCUGCCCGCAUUCGCAGAGGGCGAUCCGACCGCGUUCCUGUCCGGCGUCGCACGGUCGCACGCGCUGAUUAAGAAGGGUGGGGUGCCGGACCUCGCCGGCGCUGCGCGCAUUGUGCUGCGCGACUGGAGCACGGGGACGUUCCCCAGGUACGCGGUCCCCCCCGCCCCGGCCUCCGCGCCCUCGGAGACGGCUCCCCCGGCGGAAUGGUAUGUGAAGGACAACGAGAUACUUGCGAGGCUUUCCAUGCGGAAGGAUCUUCGCAAGGCUGCCGGAUUGAUCAGGCUCAUAACCGGUAAGAUCGAGGACAGGAAGGUGGCCCUCGAUGCGCCCUGGAGGGAUUCUGAGAACAGCGAUGACGGCGAGAGUGAUGCGGACGAGGAUGACGAAGACGAGGACGAAGCAGAUGGGGUGGACGACGAUGCGUCUGUUGACCUUGAAGAGGAUAGCGCGGGAGAUGAUGACGAGGAAGAUGACGAGGAAGAGGAGGAAGAGGAUGAGGAAGAGGAAGAACCUCUACCACCAAUUGGUAAACGCAAGCGAGGGAUCGCAAAGGCGUCUGCUCCUCCACCUCGUCCAGUGAAAAAGGUCGCGUUCGCCGCUGACCCGAAAGAGUCCAAGCAGGCACGCUCCAAAGCAGGUGCGGCGGGCUCACAAGCGGCUGCUCGUAAACUCAAGCAGAAGGCGGACAUGCCUGUGAAGACUAAACCCGCCAAAGCCCCUGCGAAGAAGGCGAAAGCGGCCCCAACCAAAAUCCCAGCACAGAAGGUUGCUAAUACAGCUUCGAAGAAAGCCGUCGUGCCUUCCGGCGAGAAGGGGGAGGAGGCAUAUGACUUUAAAAAAUUCUUUUAA
Messenger RNA from Fibroporia radiculosa, 2004 nucleotides. RefSeq lists its product as uncharacterized. The coding region runs from base 1 to 2004 and encodes 667 amino acids. Lineage: Eukaryota; Fungi; Basidiomycota; Agaricomycetes; Polyporales; Fibroporiaceae. The transcript has 8 exons. Gene Ontology annotation, molecular function: GTP binding. Gene Ontology annotation, cellular component: nucleolus. The record is from RefSeq and is a predicted model, not a curated record.